Molecule: messenger RNA, 1317 nt
Organism: Striga asiatica
Lineage: Eukaryota; Viridiplantae; Streptophyta; Magnoliopsida; Lamiales; Orobanchaceae
Source: the annotation of a GenBank genome assembly
AGAAACCAGUGACUUGAAAACCCCCCCUUAUGAGAUACUCUCCACUCUCCAAAUUCCUCAGCUUUUCUCACUCCCCCCUCUCAAUACCCCACAUCUCAUCAUAUCUUCUCAGCAAUCAAUCAAUCAAUCAACCUUUUAUAUAAUAUAUAUAUAUAUAUAAACAACACACACAGAUACACAACAUUCUUGCAGAGGCAAAUAUGGACAACCAAAGAAGCCUUCAACUCAACUGGACAACCAAUUACUUCCCCCAAGAAAAGAGCAUGGAGGAUCUGAGGCAGUCCCUAAUCCUGACAAUGGAGCUUGAGGACACGAGGCUGAAGGCCCAACAGGAGCUGAAGAUGCGAGACGAGCAAAUAGCCCAACUGAAGGAGCUCUUGGGCCGGGCCCUAAAGGAGCGUGACCAGGCCCAAGAGAAGUGCCACAAGGCCAUCCUCGACAAACUCAUGCUCCAGCAGCAGAUCCACCAGUCCGGCCCAAACUCCGGCGUCUCCAGCGUCGAGGACGACCCAAGGCACGCCUUCUCCUCCUCCGACUGCGACGAGAGCAUCGUCUCCUCCCCCCGCGGCCCGGCGGCGGCGGCCGCGGCGGCGGAUCUGCCGGUGGCGCCGGAGGGGCCGCUCCCGGAGAAGGGGCGGCUGCUGCAGGCGGUGAUGAAGGCGGGCCCGCUCCUGCAGACGCUCCUCCUGGCGGGGCCGCUGCCGCAGUGGCGCCACCCGCCGCCGCCGCUCGAGGCGUACCAGAUCCCGCCGCCGCCGGUGGUGGUGCCGGCGGCGGGGAGCCAGGAUCCGUUUCAGGGGAUGAUUAGUUUCAACAACUGCGGCCGGAUAUUGAGCGGUGGAAGUAAUAGUUAUAAUAGAAAGAGAGGGUUUAGUGAGGGGUCGGAGGCGUCGUCCAUGGCCGCCAUGGGAUUGAAGUACCAAAGAGUUGCUCUCCAUUAGUAGUAAUUGAAUUAAAUUGAAUUGAAUUGACAUGAUCAUAUUAUUAAGCACCCAUGUCUAAUUUUCGAUCGCCACUCUAAUUCUUUCACCUUCCAGAAGAACUGUCACUCAAAAGAAUGGGAAGGUGAUUAUUUUGGCACUUUUUGUAUAGUGGUCCAGUUUUACAGUUGUCAGGGUUAAGAUAAUGAUCCAGAAGUUGAUUUGGCAAUUCUCCUAUUUUUAUACUUCUUUUUAUUUUCUUCUUCUUUUGUGUGUAUAUUGUUAAUAAAUAGGGUGAAUUUCAUGAUAAGCUUCUCCAUGAGAGUUUUACCAGUCACCCAAAUACAAUGGGACGGUUAAAACCUCCGCAAAUUCAUGUGAAUGUGUUAAUAAUGGG